AUGUCGUCUUGGGAUUCCUAUGAGACCUCUGGUGCAGCAGCACCUGACGACUGGUCUGAGAUCACCAUCGGUCACACCCUCCAGGGUCAGACCGAUUCCUACUACGUCCAGGACUGGCUCGGUGAGGGCGGCUUUGGUCGUGUCGCCAAAUGCCAGGCCCUGAGCAGGAAGCAGACUGUGGCUGUGAAAAUGUUGAAAGACCACACCGAGAGCAUGGAAGCAGAGAUUUCCAUGUUGGAGAAGGUCAGACUCCUCGACCCGGAGCGUGUGAACCUGGUGCACUUUGUGGAGUGUUUCCAGUUCAUGGGGGUGAAUUGUCUCGCCUUGGAAAUGCUUGAUGUCGAUCUGUACACGUUCAUGAGCAGAAGAUGUUUCGUACCUCUGCAAAUGAGCGAGAUUCGGCCGAUUGCCCAACAGUUGUUGGUGGCUUUAGACGCCCUUAAAGGUGCAGGGAUCCUCCACUGUGACAUCAAACCCGACAACGUCAUGUUCACAAACCUGGAGGAGCAAUCUCUGAGGAUCAAGCUCAUUGACUUUGGAGAAGCCAUGAGCAUCUGUGAGGCUCAGCCAGGGAUGGACAUCCAGGCUCUUGGCUACAGAGCUCCUGAGAUCUCACUCGGUCUCCCGUUCACCGAGGCUGUGGACGCGUGGGGGGUGGGCUGCCUCUUGGCCUACCUCUACCUCGCAGACAACCUUUUCCCUGUCCACUGUGAGUAUCAACUCAUGAAACGCACGGUGGAACUUCUGGGGAAACCUGCUGACCACCUGCUGCAGAAGGGGAAGUACUCUGACUACUUCUUCCAUGAAGUCCUGACCACCGAGGGAACCCACUGGAGACUUUUGGUACUUCUUCAGUUGUGUUUUGUGAUGUGUCUGAUUUUCAUGUGCUGGUUCAGUUGA
Knipowitschia caucasica is the source of this 900-nucleotide messenger RNA. The record is from the annotation of a GenBank genome assembly. NCBI's taxonomy places the organism in Eukaryota, Metazoa, Chordata, Actinopteri, Gobiiformes, Gobiidae.